Messenger RNA from Cylas formicarius (sweet potato weevil), 1377 nucleotides. Its product is annotated as leucine-rich repeat-containing protein 27-like. The transcript has 6 exons. Gene Ontology annotation, molecular function: protein binding. The coding region runs from base 95 to 1342 and encodes 415 amino acids. Lineage: Eukaryota; Metazoa; Arthropoda; Insecta; Coleoptera; Brentidae. The record is from RefSeq and is a predicted model, not a curated record.
CUAUACUUAUCCAUCAGUGCCAUAUUAAAGUAGUAGUUUAGUAUCAGCUUAAAUCGAAAUCAAAAAUUAUUACGGUGUAAUAUCUACCGAAAACAUGUCCAGCCACCACAAAAUAAUUGCUGACCGCUCAAGGUCCACUUUAAAGGAGGUUCCGAAAGAAGUGCUCGAAAUGAGCAACCUGAAAAUGCUUUUCUUGGAAGGCAACUUGCUGACCAAACUGCCCGAUGAUUUCUUUCACUGCUUACCCAACAUUGUUUGGUUGGAUUUGAGGAAUAACAUGCUGGAAUGUUUGCCGCGGAGUGUCAAAAACCACAGAUAUUUGGAGAAUUUAUUACUGUCGAACAAUAACAUUCAAAAAUUGCCCAACGAAUUGGGUUUAGUUCCAAAUUUAAAAGCUCUCCAACUGGCAGACAAUCCGUUAAUCUAUCCCGCGAAGAGAAUAAUCCAAGAAGGCACGCGAGCGGUGAAGAAAUACCUAAGAGAGCAAUACGAUAUCAACAGUCACAAGUCGCCACCGAAUAAUAGCAAAAGUGUAAGUUUGGAGGAACGAGAAGAAAGGGUACUCAAAGUCGUUGAUGAGUUUUCAAACGCCUCUAUGGAUAAGAGUAGACUUUCGGUCGCUAGGGGUCGUGAAAGUAAUCAAUCCAGGGAAUCUACGAAGUUCAGUCAGAAAAAAAAUUUAAGCAAAUUGGCUAAAAAACUUUCCGACCCGAAACUACUCACUCCGACGCUACGAGUAAAAAAACUGGAUUAUCCUAGAAGAAAGAAGGAAGAACCGUUAAAAAUAGUCCAUAGGAUCAACAAAAGCGAAACCAAGAUAUCUUUAAAAUCGUAUUUUACCAAAUCUGGAAUUAGAGAUGCUCUCGAGCGAAUUCCGGAAAAGACGCUCAAAGAGGGUUGGCUAAAUAAACUGAGAAUAUUGCUAAACGAUCAGGAAAGAAUUCUCCAACAAGAGAGAAAUUUAAGAGCGUUGAGUUCGUGGAGGUACCAAACGAAAAACGAAACUCCAAAAACAUUUUACGAUAAGCGUUCGGAUAGCAAACCCGAACCUCCGUAUGCUGUUUAUCCUGAGUACUCAAAAAUUCCAAGCAGGGCCGAGUUGACUAGUCAGCUUCAACUUUUUUUGAAAAACACCCACCAAACGCAUAGCAAAUCGUCAUCGGCGAUAGAUAUGGACAAGCUUAUAAACGAUCUGGUAGAGCAGCUCAAAGAGAUGGAGAUGACUGUAGGAGAUAAAACGUCUCCCAAUUCGGAAUUGGAACAGACCAGCCAACAAAUUCGAACGAUCACGGAGAUCCACAACAAGCUUCUGAAACUGCGAUCGGCAAACUGCUACACGUAAAUGUGAAAAAAAAAACAAUUAAAUAAAACCAAUUC